AUGGCCAAUCAACAAGUAUUAUGCGCCAAGGCGCUGGGGAGGACAUUGCGACUGCUCAUUUGCCUCCCUGCCAAAGAUCGCUUCAUCCAUGCCGGCGUCUUUGCAACCAAUCUGGGCCCGGUGUUGCGCCAAACCCUGUGCCCCAGCGCCGCCUGCUUCUUAAGAUGCCUCUCUAACCCAUAUCGCCUCGCUCCCUCCACCCGAGCGACAAUGGCCAACCAUCCCCGAAGCCUCUCAGCCAACCCUGCCAUGCUUCUCCUCAGCCACUCUGCCGCUGCCGCCGAUCCUGCCGACAAGGGCAACAACAAUACCCCCACACUCGCCCACAUGCCCGCCCUGCCCAGCACCCUCAGCACCGACGAUCAGCUCUUACCCUGGUGGGUUGGGGUUCUAGAUUUUAAAUUGUAA
This is a messenger RNA of Puccinia triticina, 408 nucleotides long. RefSeq lists its product as uncharacterized. The record is from RefSeq and is a predicted model, not a curated record. The transcript is spliced from 3 exons. The coding region runs from base 1 to 408 and encodes 135 amino acids. NCBI's taxonomy places the organism in Eukaryota, Fungi, Basidiomycota, Pucciniomycetes, Pucciniales, Pucciniaceae.